AUGACAGAAAAAUCGCCUGUAGUUUAUGAAGACCCUACAAGUUCAAAGAGAAAUGUUGGAUACACAGAUAUUGAGUAUUUAGAGGCUACAAGUAUAGAAACUAGGAGAAGUAGGAUAAACUAUUGUUUGGAAAAUUGUGAAUCUACUCAAUUAGAUCUUUUGGAGCAUUUUACACCAGAAAUUAUAAGUAUGAUUGUGGAAUGGGGACCAUGUCAGCCAACUUCUGAUUUACUACCAAAUAAAGAAUUUUUAAAAGACAAAGAUGGACGGCAUUUUCAUGCAGGAUGGUACUACAGAACUCAUGCAGAUGGAACUAAAACAAGAAGAAACUGGUUAACUUAUUCACCAUCGCUAAAUAAGAUAUUUUGUUUAGACUGUAUUUUAUUAGGAAGAAAAACUGCUAAAGCUUGGGUAAAAGAUGGAUUUUCUCACUGGAAGAAUAUAGGCAUUGCAGUAAUUAACCAUGAAACAACUAAUGCCCAUAUUGAAGCUUCAUUAAAAAUUAAAUUAAGGGAAUCUGUUUUACCCUUAAUUCCAUCCUUGGAAGUAAACAGAAAAUCAAGUGUAGCUCUUAAUAGGGAAAUUGUGAAACAACUAAUAGAUAUAACAGUCUUUUUGGGACGCCAUUGUUUGCCUUUUGGAGGGCAUAGAGAACGCUGGACUGAUCAACUCAGAGGUAAUUUUAAAGACUUGGUACUUCUGUUAUCUGAACAUUCACCAGCACUUGCGUCUCAUGUUUCAACUCUCAAAUUAAAAGGACGUAAAGAUACAUCUUUUAUUUCCUGGGAUCGCCAAAAUCUUUUAAUUGAAUCUGUUUCAGAAUACAUAUCACAAAUUGUCCAAUCUGAUAUUAUUUUAUCAAGAAUAUUCAGUGUUUCACUCGAUUCUACCUUUGAUAUAUCCCGUAAGGAACAGGUUUCUUUUAUCAUAAGGUAUGUUAAUGAAACUAAUGGUACAGUUAUGGAAAGAUUAUUAGCAUUAAGAGAAUCCCCAUGCGCUACCGGAGUUCAUCUUUUUGAGUUAUUUCAAAAUGUUUUUAAUCAUCAUAAUCUUGAUUGGAAAUCAAAUUUAGUGGGUCAGUCAUAUGAUGGGGCUGCAAACAUGAGUAGGCAGUACAAUUUGCUUCAAGCUAAAAUACUUGAACAAACUCCUCAAGCCCUAUUUAUUUGGUGUUCUGCUCAUAGGUUAAACCUAAUAGCUAGUCAGGCAGUAGGAUCUUGUUCAAAUGCAGUGGAUCUAUUUGGAAAUUUAGAAAAAAUAUUUACUUUUAUCACUGGAAGUAAAGCGCGAUCAGCUUUUUUUAGAGAAAAACAAUUAGAACUCUAUCCAAAACAACAAAUAAGAUCAGUGAAACGUGUAAAUACUACUCGUUGGAUGUCGCAUGCCUAUGCCUUAAAUACCGUACUUGAUGUUUACGAUGCAGUUUAUCAAACGAUAGAAGAAGUGAGAAAUAGAGACGGAGGAUCGGAUUUCAAACUUGGUGCUGUUUGUAAUGGACUGCUUAGCUACUUGACUUCUUAUAGGUUUUUAAUGACAGCUCUUAGUUUUAAAAAAAUAUUUGAAAUACUUGAACCAUUAACCCGUACAUUACAAGCUCGUGACAUAGAUAUUUUAGCAGCGAUGUAUUUAGUUAAUAGUGCUAAAGAGCCCAUAGUGGCACUGAGAACUGAAGAAACAUUUGAAAAUAUUUUGAUAUUAGCUAAAGAAUUUGAUGAUAAGUAUGAGAAUGAGGAAUUUGAGCCAUUGCGGACAACAAGAAAACGUAAAGUUAGAAAAAUGGCUGGGGAAUUAUGUAGUGAUGACGUUGAACAAAAUCCUAUUCAAAUGUUUAAAGUAGAUACUUAUUUUGUAGCAUUAGAUAUUAUCAAAACACAAAUUAAUCAAAGAUUUACUGAUAAAACUAUUGAAGUAAUGAAAGAUUUUGCUUUAUUAUCAACCAAACGUAUAAAAGAAUUAAAAAAAAACCCUAAAAGCAUUCCUAUAGAUGCAUUUAAGGCUGUUUGUUUGGUAUAUAAUACAUUAUUAAAGUUAGAAGAUGUCCGUAGGGAGUAUGAACAGUUUAUAAAUUGUGAUUUAAUUGUUAAUGAAACUUUGCCAUUGUAUCUGCAUCCUAAUUUAAAUGAUGACAAUUCAAGUUUUAGCUCGAACGAUUCAAACUGUGACGAUACUACAUCUGAACAAUUAAAAAGGUGGCAAAAUUCAUCAAGUUUAAUGUGUGUUUUUCAAGAUUUCUGUAAAGCUGGUCUAAAAUCUAUUUUUCCAAGUUUAUUUAUGCUUAUAAAAAUUGGAGUGACUAUUCCAGUAUCAAGCUGUUCCCCAGAGAGAUCUUUUUCCAAAUUAAAAAUAAUAAAAACUCGUUUAAGAAGCACAAUGGGGGAAGAUAGAUUGGAAGAUCUGAUGCGUAUCACCUGUGAAGCUGAUAUACA
Molecule: messenger RNA, 2426 nt
Organism: Myzus persicae (green peach aphid)
Lineage: Eukaryota; Metazoa; Arthropoda; Insecta; Hemiptera; Aphididae
Product: zinc finger MYM-type protein 1-like
Exons: 2
Molecular function (GO): protein dimerization activity
Source: RefSeq, a predicted model, not a curated record